Messenger RNA from Arvicanthis niloticus (Nile rat), 2729 nucleotides. RefSeq names its product ETS2 repressor factor (gene Erf). Gene Ontology annotation, biological process: cell differentiation; regulation of transcription by RNA polymerase II. NCBI's taxonomy places the organism in Eukaryota, Metazoa, Chordata, Mammalia, Rodentia, Muridae. Gene Ontology annotation, molecular function: DNA-binding transcription factor activity, RNA polymerase II-specific; sequence-specific DNA binding. The record is from RefSeq and is a predicted model, not a curated record. Gene Ontology annotation, cellular component: nucleus.
AUUAACCCGGGAGGCGGCGGCGGGGAGGGGAGAGGCUCUGAGAGGCGAGGCCGGGUGCGGCGGCGAGGGCGUCCCAACGGGCGCGGGACGGGACGGGGCAACGCGGGCGCUAGGAGCAGCGGCCCGGAGUCGGGGCGCCUUGCCCCGGGCCCCCCAGCAUGAAGACCCCGGCGGACACAGGGUUUGCCUUCCCAGAUUGGGCCUACAAGCCGGAGUCAUCCCCUGGCUCGAGGCAGAUCCAGUUGUGGCACUUUAUCCUGGAGCUGCUUCGGAAAGAGGAGUACCAGGGCGUCAUCGCCUGGCAGGGGGACUACGGGGAGUUUGUCAUCAAGGACCCUGAUGAAGUGGCUCGCCUCUGGGGUGUCCGCAAGUGCAAACCCCAGAUGAACUAUGACAAGCUGAGCCGGGCUUUGCGCUAUUAUUAUAACAAGCGCAUUCUGCACAAGACCAAGGGGAAACGGUUCACCUACAAGUUCAACUUCAACAAACUGGUGCUGGUUAAUUACCCUUUCAUCGAUGUGGGGCUGGCUGGGGGUGCAGUUCCCCAGAGCGCCCCUCCAGUGCCAUCGGGUGGCAGCCAUUUCCGCUUCCCUCCCUCAACGCCCUCCGAGGUGCUGUCCCCCACCGAGGAUCCCCGAUCUCCACCAGCUUGUUCUUCAUCAUCAUCUUCUCUCUUCUCCGCUGUGGUUGCCCGACGCCUGGGCCGAGGCUCAGUCAGUGACUGUAGUGAUGGCACAUCAGAACUGGAGGAGCCUCUGGGAGAGGACCCCAGGGCACGACCACCUGGUCCUCCGGAGCUGGGUGCCUUCCGAGGGCCCCCCCUGGCCCGCCUCCCGCAUGACCCUGGUGUCUUCCGUGUCUAUCCUCGGCCCCGGGGUGGUCCUGAACCCCUAAGUCCCUUCCCUGUGUCACCUUUGGCUGGGCCUGGCUCCCUUCUGCCUCCUCAGCUCUCCCCAGCUCUGCCCAUGACUCCCACCCAUCUGGCCUACACACCGUCACCCACGCUGAGUCCUAUGUACCCCAGUGGUGGUGGGGGCCCUAGUGGCUCAGGGGGAGGUUCCCACUUCUCCUUCAGUCCCGAGGACAUGAAACGGUACCUGCAGGCCCACACCCAAAGCGUCUACAACUACCACCUCAGUCCUCGAGCCUUCCUGCACUACCCAGGGCUGGUGGUGCCCCAGCCUCAGCGCCCCGACAAGUGCCCACUGCCUCCCUUGGCACCAGAGACCCCGCCGGUCCCCUCCUCGGCCUCGUCUUCCUCUUCCUCCUCUUCAUCCCCGUUCAAGUUUAAGCUACAGCCACCCCCACUAGGACGCCGGCAGCGGGCAGCUGGAGAGAAGGCUCCAGGGGGCACUGACAAGGGCAGUGGCUGCCCUGGCUCAGGUGGGCUAGCUGAGGGGGCAGGCGCAUUAGCCCCCCCACCGCCACCACCCCAGAUUAAGGUGGAACCCAUCUCAGAAGGCGAGUCGGAGGAGGUGGAGGUGACUGACAUCAGUGACGAAGAUGAGGAAGAUGGGGAGGUGUUCAAGACCCCCCGUGCCCCGCCUGCUCCCCCCAAGCCAGAGCCCGGAGAGGCACCAGGGGCACCCCAGUGCAUGCCCCUUAAACUGCGCUUUAAGCGGCGCUGGAGUGAAGACUGUCGCCUGGAGGGGGGUGGGUGCCUCUCUGGGGGCCCUGAGGAUGAGGGUGAGGACAAGAAGGUGCGUGGGGACAUGGGUCCUGGGGAGCCUGGGGGACCCCUCACCCCACGACGGGUGAGCUCUGACCUCCAGCACGCCACAGCCCAGCUCUCCCUGGAGCACCGAGAUUCCUGAGAGCUGUGGGCAAGGGCCCCUUGCGCCACCCCCCACCCACCCUACCCCCUGAGCUUUUGCUGCCUUAACCCCCACCCCACCCCAAGCCCUGGAGGUGAGGGCAGCUCUCUUUAGUCUCCUCCCUGCCUCCUCCCUUUCUCCUUCCCAACAUUUUGUAUAAAACUUUGAAUUUUUUUUUUUAAUGGUAGGGUGGGUGGGUGCCCAGAGUUGGGGGCUAAUCUCCUCAUCUCUGGGUUUGUAAGUUCUGGGCAAAGUGGUGGUGGGGGGUGGGAGGGGGGUGUUAAGGGGGGGCACCUCCAUUCUGGUGAUUUCUAUUUGAACAGAGGCUUUGGCCUUAAAACCCAGGAACUUUUUUAUUACAAUCGUAGGAAGUAAAGCCUUGUCUCCCUCCCUCUUCUCUGCCUCUUACCUCGUUCUCUCCCCCCCCCCAUCAUGCCCCUCCCCCAGCCCUAACCCUGCCUUCCUUGCCCCUCCUGGGGCUGAGAGUGCCUGGGUUUCUUAUAUCCCACAAGGUUGGAGCAGGGGCAGGAGGGACAAAUUUUAUAAACCAAAAAUUCUGUGGGGGGUGGUGGGGUGGGAGGCAGAGGAAGGUGAGGGGUGCCGCCUGUGGGCCACAAAUCUCUACAAGUGCCUGUUCCCUACGCCACCCCAGUACUGGUACAGUUCCUUCAUGCCCACCCCCCAGCUGCUCCUAGGUCUGGCCCAUGGGCAGGUGGGUCAAGGGACAGGAAGGGGAGUCCCUCAAAACCAAACUGGAAGCCCCUCUCUGCCUCCCAGCUGGGGCCCCAGGGGUGGGCUGGAGGGCUGUGUGGUCAAGCCUUAUUCUGUAUUGGGAAUGGAGGGUGGGGCGGGACAUGAGGGGCUGCUGGAGAAUGUAUUCAAAACAAUAAAACCUUGGACCUUUGCAUGUAGUAA